Bombyx mori (domestic silkworm) is the source of this 1927-nucleotide messenger RNA. RefSeq lists its product as uncharacterized. Bases 132 to 1571 code for a protein of 479 amino acids. Gene Ontology annotation, molecular function: transmembrane transporter activity. NCBI's taxonomy places the organism in Eukaryota, Metazoa, Arthropoda, Insecta, Lepidoptera, Bombycidae. Gene Ontology annotation, cellular component: membrane. The transcript is spliced from 3 exons. The record is from RefSeq and is a predicted model, not a curated record. Gene Ontology annotation, biological process: transmembrane transport.
GGCUAAGCUAAAUGUGAUCCAUCCGCUGACCAUGAGGACUGAGCUGGUAAUCACUGCUGGUCUUCGGCCGAUGCUGUCUAUUAUAAUUGGUGUGAAUAGCGCUCCAAUAAAUGUUGUUAUUCCAAUGAGUGAUGCUAGAACAGAGAAAAUUUAUGUGCUUUGCGGUAUCGAGUGUGACCUUCAACAUGAUAUCAUAUGGUAUGGUUAUCGGAUUUAACGCAUCACUGUUCUCAGACUUGAGGAAGAGUCGAGAGAUACCUUUGGACAAGGAUUCAGAGUCAUGGUUGGCAUCACUGAUCGGGAUAACUACACUAAUAGGAUGUCUCUUCACCUCACUAAUCAUAGAUCGAAUUGGCCGCAGACCUGCACUUCUUAUCAGCUCAAUACUCAUAGUCAUCGGUUGGAUAACAUUCAGCUUGGCCUCAUCAUUUCCAGCCUUAUUAAUGGCGAAGAUAUCUCAAGGAAUGUCUAUCGGUCUUGGGACCACAAUGGGCGGUAUUUUGAUUGCAGAAUACAGCAGUCCCAAAUACCGUGGAUCUUUUAUCGCGACGAUACCUGCUGCGAUCUUAGUUGGUAUUUUAGCUUCACACUCACUUGGCUUGUUUUACAACUGGUUUCAAAUUGCGAUAAUCCUUUUGUUUUGUUCUUUACCCGGAUUGAUAAUUGCUGUAUUUACACCGGAAUCACCGACUUUUCUGGCAACUAAAGGACGUUACGAUGAAUGCAGAAAGGUUUUCCGCUGGCUGAGGGGUUCAGAGGAUGAUGACGAGCUGGAGAAAAUGAUCGAAGCCGAUAUGAUCGUUAAAGAAGCCAAGAAAAGUUGUAGAAAUAACGUGUCAAAACUAAUUAAGCAAAAUUUAAUGUAUUUUAUCACGUCGUUCAAAAAGCGCGAAUUUUACAUUCCAGUAUUUAUAGUGAUACAUUUGAAUGCCAUUAAAGAAUUUUCUGGUGCUAUUGUCCACGAUUCGUAUCCUAUGGAUAUUUACACAGCAUUAUAUGGUACAGAUAUUUACAUGUUCAAAGUAAUCGCAUCGUUGGAUUUGCAAAAAAUAUUCGCUACUUUUUUAACAAUUUAUUUAACGUCUGGAAUAAGAAGGCGUCCACUCUACCUCACGCUUGUAGGACUGAAUAUACUAUCGUUGCUGUGUGAGGCCGGAUACAUAUACGCUAGGCGUCACAAUCUUCUACCUUUUGACCAUAUAGCUAUUGUGAUAUGUUUGCAACAUUUCCAUAUGUUCACCAGCGGAGUUGGCGCUACUUCUUUAACCGCAAUAAUUAGUAAUGAAUUAUAUCCAAUGCAAAAUAGGGGUUUGUGUGGGAUGAUUUGUAGUGCAAUUCUCUCAAUUUACAUGUUUGUAAACAUCAAGUCCGCGCCGUAUCUAUUCUCUCUGAUUGGUGUAGAUGGAACGUUUUGUGUCUAUGCAGUGCUGCUGCUUUAUAGCCUGGUCGUGUCUUAUUAUAUGGUACCAGAAACUAAAGAUAAGACUCUUCAAGAAAUAGAAGAUAAACUCAGAGGAUAUUCUAUAGCUCGUCGUGGUGAAACUUUGAAAUUAAAAGACGCUGAGCUGUGAGGAAGUCAAGCUAAAAGUAUCCGAUCCAUAUUUCUUUUAAAAAUUGUAAUCAUGAAUAUCAUAUACUGUAAUUUUAUACUUUUAUCAAAUAUGAGAAUUAGUUGAAAUAUCUGUUAUGUUAUCGGCUCACCAUAUUGAUUGUCGAACAACAUUCCUUUCUUUCCGUUAAUUCUUUUCAUUGUGUGGCUUUAAUGGUUCAUCUUCUCUCUGGGUAUCGUGAGGUGUGUCCAACCCCUUUUCAUUUAAGUAAGAGUGCGUGCCUGAGAGCAUCGGUGAGCUUAUUUUUUUUGACGAAUGUUUUCGCAAUUUUGUUUUUUAAAGUAUUCUUCUGAUUUUUAAUAUACUUUUUGACUGCA